Molecule: messenger RNA, 1262 nt
Organism: Camelina sativa (false flax)
Lineage: Eukaryota; Viridiplantae; Streptophyta; Magnoliopsida; Brassicales; Brassicaceae
Product: large ribosomal subunit protein bL21m
Biological process (GO): translation
Cellular component (GO): ribosome
Molecular function (GO): structural constituent of ribosome; RNA binding
Source: RefSeq, a predicted model, not a curated record
GUGAACUAAAAGAGGGCAAAACCCUUUCUCUCUACACUGUGUAAACCCUAGUCUGUUCGUGCUUCUCCGAUGGCGAGCCUUCGAUGUUUUCGUGAGCUGAGCCGCCGCGCUACGACGGUUUUCUCCAUCAACCAGACGCGAUCGAUCUCUUCAUUUUCUGGGAUUAAGCCGUCCGAGACCAGCAUUUCUCAUGGGACCGUGAUCCAGAAUCGAUCUCUCACUAGGGAUUUGCCAUGGUACAGUCUUCGAUAUCGCUCCCAAGGUCGUUGUUUCUCUUCGAACACAAAAGAUACUGAUGGUGGUGAAGAAAGCAGUGAAGGAGAGGAUGAUGAGGAUGAGGAUGAUGAUGAUGAGGAGGAGGAGGAUUUUGAGGAUUCGGCGGAGAUGGAAGAAGUAGAAAGGGAAUAUUCACCGGCUGAGAAAGUGGAAGAGGCGGCUGAGAUAGGUUACAAAGUGAUGGGUCCUCUCAAACCUUCGGAGAGACUCUUCAAACCGUAUGAACCUGUGUUUGCUAUUGUUCAGAUUGGUUCACAUCAGUUUAAAGUAAGCAACGGGGACUCCAUUUUCACCGAGAAGUUGAAAUUCUGUGACAUAAAUGAUAAGUUGGAACUGACCAAGGUUCUUCUAUUGGGCUCGGCAGGCCAGACGAUUAUUGGUAGGCCUAUCUUGCCAGAUGCGACUGUUCAUGCUGUAGUUGAAGAGCAUGCAUUGGAUGAAAAAGUGCUCAUUUUUAAGAAGAAGCGAAGAAAGAAUUAUAGGAGAACGAGAGGACAUCGACAGGAAUUGACGAAGUUGAGAAUAACCGAUAUACAAGGAAUUGAGAAACCAGAACCAAAGAUUGUCCAUAAGCCCUCCAAGGAAGCAGUUACAGAACAAUCCAAGGCUGAGCUAGUUGCUUAGAGAUAAAAUUUGCUCCACUUUUUUUUUUUGCUGAUGCCGAUACAUUUGAAGUAAGUUCAUCUAUCAUUUGCUGUUCGCUAAGAAGUAGAUUUCGUUGAAAGUAUGAAAAGGCCUUCUUGGUAGUUAGUGGUAAUUAACUAGGCUCCUAAGAUAUGAAAUGUGAUUGCCUUUUACUAUCUGGCUUCUCUGUUUGAUUUUGCUCUUCAUUUGUAUUUAAACUGGCUCAGGCUUUUGGGAGCUGCUUGUCGCUUCUUUUCCUGAAAUAAAAGAUUUGCGGAAACAUCUCUCUCCUUCACUCCUUGUCUUCUCAUAUGAUUUGUAGUAUGUACCUGUGUUAUAAGUUAUUGUUCUUUUGGUGUUCA